Musca vetustissima is the source of this 2679-nucleotide messenger RNA. It is a transcript of the gene sca, whose product is annotated as protein scabrous. The record is from RefSeq and is a predicted model, not a curated record. The transcript has 4 exons. The coding region runs from base 1 to 2679 and encodes 892 amino acids. Lineage: Eukaryota; Metazoa; Arthropoda; Insecta; Diptera; Muscidae.
AUGCCCAUAAUUGCUUUACAACUCUUAAUAACGUCCGGUUUUGCCGGCUGGUCUGAGGCCAGCGUUAUCAUCGAUAUGAAUAACAUGUUGCGCGAUACCUCAACGGAAUCAAUGAACACAAUGCCCUCGACAAUGUCAUCGAUGGCAGCAACCGCGUCCUCCUCCUCCUCGGCGGCCUACGAACAUCGACAAAUGACCGAAAAUAUUUUGCGCAGCGACAACGAUGGCACUGAUGAUAAUGGCCUGUACAACAGCUACAAUGAACCCAGUGCCGAGCUGUUGCGUUUUGUCGAUGAUGAUGACAGCGACAACAGUGAGGAUGCAACAGAUUCUGAUUAUGUCCAGGGUGGAUCUGCAGAUAACAGCGUUGACAAUGAAAUCCAUUUGCCAUCGCGACAAAGCCGCCAAUCCAACACGAACAACAUCCAUGAUGAGGAUGACAACGACAAUAACAACAACUCAUAUAUGCAGUCAUUAUCGUUAAGAGAUCAGGUCCGUCUAUUAUCAAAACAAUUGAAUGUUUUAAUGAAUCGUCGCCGCGAGGAUUAUGAGCUACUGGAACGUAAUUUACGUAAAUCUCUAAGGAUAACGCAGGACAAACAUUCCGAUGCAGCAGCAGGAGCACAGGAUGAACAAACAAACCCGAAUAAUGAUUUGGAUUUACGCAAAGAAGUGGAAACAUUAAGACGUGAAGUUCAAGAGCUACGCAAUGGCCAUUUACUGGGCACCACCAUUAUCGGUGCCAACGGCGGCCACAAAGAACGCCUCACCAUCGAAUGGCUGCAACAGUCUGUCGGCGAGCUGAGAAAACAACUUGUAGAAUUGCAAUCCCUGGCCAGCAAUGCGAUGCGAGAUGUAAACACACGCACCCAAAGCUGGGAGGAUUUAACCACAAUUCGUAGUGAUUUCCAACAACUUAAGCUGGAAUUAGCCGCACUCAAAGAACGCCAACAACAGACCGAUGUCUAUGUACAGGAGCUGCGUGAAGAGACCGAACAGCAGGAAGAGGAUUACAAACGUCUGGUCAUGCAUUUGAACCAAAAACAAACGUCUGUGGCCAAGGAUAAUGCCGAUGAUGACAGCACAAAUGCAGAACAACAACAACAAAGUUUAGAGGUAACGACACAAACACCAAGAACUCUACCAUCCGUUGAUCUCUUGGCCGACCACAAACGGCGCCAUGUCCGCUACCAACGUCAACAGCUGCACGAACUACAAUUGGCCCAGCGUCAGCUACGCCGUCAAUUCAAUGAAUUGAAAUAUCAUCGUAUCGGUGAACGUGUUCGCAGCAUUGAAAUCGAACAGCAUCGUGUUGCUGAUGCCAACUUCAAUCUUUCGCGGCAAAUUGCUUCUCUGGAUAAGUUACAUACAUCGAUGCUCGAACUGUUGGAAGACGUUGAACAGGUCCAAACGAAAGUCGAUAAAAAUCUACCCGAAUUACGUCACGAAAUUUCCAAAUUGGAAUUCGGUCAUGCACAACUGAUGUCCGAACAGAAUCUGGUGCGUGAGGAGGGCAAAAAUGUGGCACGUUCAUUGCAGGCAUUGGCCUACAGUGUUGGUACACUGCAGGAGGAACGUGAUGGGGUGCGUCGCAUGCAAUCAAGUGUGGGUGAAAUGCGUACGCAAUUGGAUCGUUUGCAAACAAUGGUCGAUGAUAUACAAAGAGCUUUGCAGCAUCGUCAGCAUCGUGGUGGUGCCGCACAUAUAAAUAAGAAAUCCAAUCAUCAUCAACGCCAUCAUAACAACAACAGCAACAACAAUAACGAUAAGGAUAAUGAAUCGGAAGACAACUCACCACAAAAUGCCGAAUCGCUGGUAGCCAAAUUGGAAAAUGUCGAACAACAAUUCGAAUCAAUUAUUGCCAAACUGCCGAGAGAUUGCAGUGAAGUGACACCCUCCGAGACCACAACUAAUGAUGGCCUAUAUCUUAUUGCUCCCGCCGGCGAUCAUCACCCCCAGAUGGCCCAUUGCACGCCGGACGGUUGGACCACCGUGCAACGGCGUUAUGAUGGCUCGGCCGAUUUUAAUCGUUCAUGGGAAGACUAUGCCAGCGGCUUCGGUUCACCGGCUGGUGAAUUUUGGAUUGGCAAUGAACAAUUACAUCACUUGACACUGAACAAUUGUACACGACUCCGCGUCCUCAUGCAGGACAUUUACGAUAAUGUCUGGCUGGCCGAAUACAAUCAAUUUUACAUAUCGUCACGGUCCGAUGGCUAUCGUUUGCAUAUUGGCGGCUAUAGUGGUAAUGCAUCCGAUGCAUUGGACUAUCAGCAGGGUAUGCAAUUCUCGGCCAUCGAUGUGGAUCGUGACAUAUCACAAACGCACUGUGCUGCCAACUAUGAGGGUGGGUGGUGGUUCUCGCAUUGUCAGCAUGCAAAUUUGAAUGGUCGCUACAAUUUGGGUCUGACAUGGUUUGAUGCGCAACGAAAUGAAUGGAUUGCCGUUAAAUCGAGUCAGAUGAUGAUUAAACGUCAGUCGCAUGAGACGUGUAAUUAUGGUGGUGGUGGUAAUAGUGAUUUGACGACUGCCACAUCGACGGUGUCGGAAACAACAACAGCGACAGCCACAACAACGACAACGACGACGACGUUGACAAUAAACUCUGACAAGUCGAUACCCUUAAAUAAUCUAAGACCUGUUGAUGGGCUAACCGAUACAGAUUCCAUGGAAUCUGUGUAG